Molecule: messenger RNA, 5083 nt
Organism: Lethenteron reissneri (Far Eastern brook lamprey)
Lineage: Eukaryota; Metazoa; Chordata; Hyperoartia; Petromyzontiformes; Petromyzontidae
Product: kelch-like protein 20
Biological process (GO): proteasome-mediated ubiquitin-dependent protein catabolic process; protein K33-linked ubiquitination; Golgi to endosome transport
Cellular component (GO): trans-Golgi network; PML body
Molecular function (GO): type II interferon binding
Source: RefSeq, a predicted model, not a curated record
GCUCCGCCUUGUCACGUGGCUCCGCCUAUAUCCAGGAGGCUCCGACUUCCUGCAGUGGUGGAGGCGGUCUCUGAGGUCUCCCUCACCCCCCUCUCCACCACCCUUCCCCUCGCCUCUGCGACCUCUUCGGAGUUGUUGCCGAUUGCUCGCUGUUGUUGCUGCCGCGACGUGAGGCUUUGCAGUGCAGCAAUGCUGCGAGCGAUGGACGUGACGAGCCGAUCGAGCGGCGGCGGGGACCCCAACGCUCUGCCCGAGGGCGUGCCUACACCGGCGCGCAUGGUCUACAUGUCCGAGAAGCAUCCACGCAUCACCCUGGAGGCCAUCAGCGUGCUCCGGCGACACCGCGAGCUCUGCGAUGUCGUGCUGGCGGUGGGCAGCCGCAAGAUUUACGCGCACCGCGUGGUGCUGUCGGCGUGCUCCCCCUACUUCCACGCCAUGUUCACGGGCGAGCUGGCCGAGUCGCGGCAGACUGAGGUGUCCAUCCGUGACGUCGACGAGACGGCCAUGGAGCUGCUCAUUGACUUUGCCUACACGGCACAGAUCACGGUGGAGGAGUGCAACGUGCAGGCCCUGCUGCCGGCCGCCUGCCUGCUGCAACUGGCCGAGAUACAGGACACCUGCUGCGAGUUCCUGAAGCGGCAGCUGGACCCCUCCAACUGCCUGGGAAUCCGGGCCUUCGCCGAUACGCACGCGUGCCGAGACCUGCUGCGCACCGCCGACAAGUUCACGCAGCACAACUUCCAGGAGGUAAUGGAGAGUGAAGAGUUCAUGCUGCUUCCUGCCAACCAGCUCAUCGACAUCAUAUCUAGUGAUGAGCUAAACGUGCGCAGCGAAGAGCAGGUGUACAGCGCCGUCAUCGCCUGGGUCAAAUACAACAUCCAGGAGCGCCGGCCACAGCUACCCCAGGUGCUGCAACACGUCCGUCUGCCCCUGCUCACACCCAAGUUCCUGGUGGGCACAGUGGGGACGGACCUUCUGGUGAAGAGUGACGAGGCAUGCAGAGACCUCGUGGAUGAAGCCAAGAACUAUUUGCUUCUGCCCCAAGAAAGACCACUCAUGCAGGGCCCCCGCACGAAACCCCGCAAGCCCAUCCGCUGCGGGGAGGUGCUCUUCGCAGUGGGUGGCUGGUGCAGCGGCGACGCCAUCUCCAGCGUGGAGCGCUACGAUCCGCAGACCAACGAGUGGCGCAUGGUGGCCUCCAUGAGUAAGCGGCGCUGCGGCGUGGGGGUGGCCGUGCUCGAUGACCUCCUCUAUGCUGUGGGCGGCCACGAUGGAUCGUCCUACCUCAACAGUGUGGAACGGUACGACCCCAAAACGAACCAGUGGAGCAGCGACGUGGCGCCCACCAGCACGUGCCGCACCAGCGUCGGCGUGGCUGUGCUCGCCGGAUUCCUGUACGCCGUCGGCGGGCAGGACGGAGUGAGCUGCCUAAACAUUGUCGAGAGAUAUGACCCCAAGGAGAACAAGUGGAGCCGGGUAGCAUCUAUGAGCACGCGGAGACUCGGGGUGGCGGUGGCUGUCCUCGGGGGACACCUGUAUGCAGUCGGGGGCUCAGACGGGACAUCGCCUCUCAACACUGUGGAGCGAUACAGCCCCGCCGAUAACCGGUGGGCGCCGGUGCCGCCAAUGGGCACUCGGCGCAAGCACCUGGGCUGCGCUGUUUACCAGGACUGCCUGUACGCGGUGGGUGGACGUGACGACACCACCGAGCUGAGCUCGGCAGAGCGCUACAGCCCCCGCGGAAACACAUGGAGCCCGGUCGUCGCCAUGAGCUCGCGUCGGAGCGGAGUGGGCCUAGCCGUGGUGAAUGGGCAGCUCAUGGCCGUCGGAGGGUUUGAUGGAACCACCUACCUCAAAACCAUCGAGGUGUACGACGCAGAGGCCAACACGUGGAGGUUGUAUGGAGGCAUGAACUACCGCCGCCUUGGAGGAGGGGUUGGAGUGGUUAAGAUGACGCAGUGUGAAUCGCACAUUUGGUAGCAGAAGACGCGGCGCGCUCCGUGUCCGCGUGCAGUCCACGUGCUCCGUCGAAACACGCACGAACACAUGUGCACACAGGCACAUGCACGCUUUUCUUUAAUAAGUGCACAUCGAUACUUUUUGAAAGGGAGUCCAGGACCUAUACUGGUGGAAGAGCUUUAUUUAUUCUGGCAACACAGUGACGUGUACUCGUAGCGAACAAGAUUCAAAAAGCUCCACUGAGUUUUCCCUAGCCCAUCCGUUGUGCUUUUUGGGACCCCCUUCUCGACCCUUUUCAACCUCCGCAGACCUCUACACACAUCGGUGCCCCUCUGCCUUCAAGGGGUCUUCAAACGGGGGGGCCCCUCUUUCAAUUAGAAUUUUGCCUACGCCUUUACCCUUAAAUCGGCGAUCAGCCAGCUGGACCGCUCGGCGGCUGGACCGCUAUGGUUGAGAGCUGGCCAACCAGCAGAGCCCUUGAACUCUGUAUGUACAUAUGUUAAACUUCUUUCGCAUUGUACAUAGCCAACCGCACUCAUCGGAGGUACGGGGGAAGGACAGCAAAUUGAACAGAAAAAUCAGCUCUCAAGAAAUUAGUUUUCAAUCUAUGUGAUUUAAAAGUGCACAGCUCUAGAGGAUUCCUAAUGUCGGAAUAAAGAGCGUUCCAGACGGCUGCAGGAGCGCAUCUAAGAGCUUGCGAUGUGGUGAUGGUCUUUGCUCAAUGGCUAGCCAAAAGGUUCGAUGGCUAAUACAAAAUGGGCGAUAUGCCUUUCGGCGUCCCUAGAUAACACGCAUCAGACUCGUAGCAUUAUUUAUGCAAUAAAAAAAAGCCGGUGUGACUGUCGCUCCAGCGAGCCCGGGGCAGCGUUCCUCUUCGUUGGCGAUAGUCGGGAAAAUGUCACACUACUAUGAUGAUGAUGAGGGGUUCAGUCGACUACGAACUGGGAUUUGAACUUGCAACCUUCCAAUUGCGAGUGGAACACUUUGCUGUAGCUUGUAGGAAUGUAUGCUAAACAUCGGACAUCAGUGAUCCGGUCGGUUAUUUCGGGGGUUAUGAGAUGCUGCCGCUGCCACAGCAAUGGAACCUGCACUGUGAUAUGUUUACGUUAAAAUCGGUCUCCCUUGAGACAACGCCAGGUUGCUAUGCAUGCUGCAGUGGAAGAUGUUUAGGACAUGCUCGUAUUAAGCAAUACUUUAAGUGUAUUGAAGUACAUAAGUGAUAGCAGCCCGAUCUAGUCACAGUCGUUAAAGACUACAAUUUAUGUUGUGAUUUGUGGUAAAGACAACUUUGAAGCUAUGUAGCAGGUGGUGGAAACUCCAUGUUCCUAUGCAGGGGCGGUUUCUUCAUUAGGGCGAUUGGGCGACGCACCACCAAUGUCAUUCAACCACAGAGUCACGCUAGCCGUCACUGUCAGCCUCUGGAUAUAGUCCAAUCAGCGUCAUGUCACGUUCUGUGGAGUACCGCCUCUUUUUGGGCGAUUUCACUACGGCUGAGAAUCGCCCCGAGUGGCCCCAUAGACUUACAUUCAAAGAUGGUUUUUUUCGAACGGGGGCGCUGCAAUGCAUUCUCUGGCUUCCGGGAGGGCAUGCACUAACGUGCUUACGUCAUCAUACGUGCUAACGUCAUCAUACGUAAGCACGUUUCAUCCAACAAUAUAAUUUAUCGCCACCUAGUGGAAUCUUUCAUAAAAUAAACUUGAGUGGUUUGUUUUAAUAGUGAGUAUAUAAACAAACAAGAUGUAUUGUAAGAGUCACUUUAUUUUUCAUUAAUAUUAAAGAAGUGAAGUUCCCUUUACAUGCUUAAGCUGUUAAUUUAUUCAUUGCAUGGGUGGACCUUAUCCUUAUCAAUCAUCCAGACAUUUGCCCCCCCUGAGAGAUUUUGCAGGAGCCGCCACUGUUCCUAUGGCAGGGACCAUUUACUCCACAGGAUCCAGUGGUAUCGACUCACUAAUCAGUGCUCAUUUUAAUGAGCAAGUGAGGAUGACAAUGAUGAUGGUAAUGUGAAACCUGGAUUGGAUAUGCACUCGCAGCCCUAUGCUUGGAAGUCCUGCUGCUUUUGUAAGUAUCGGCUUUAGUAUAUCCAGUGCAUUAUACUAAAAAAUAAUUACAUCACCAUCAACUGAGUACCAUACUCAAACUCAUUGUACUUGUACAAUACAACCGAAAAUCACACACAUGGCCAUUCUCAACAAUAUACAGUAGUAACGACCAACUAUCAAUGCGUCUUGAUUGCCACGUGUAUAGCACGCCCGUAGUCUUGUUCAGCUAGCCAUGCGUUAAGGCGAAUUUAACUGGCGACAUGUCCGAGGCAAAGCACUCGCAAUGUCUCGCAGCUAUGCAGUUUCUGCACCCUGUUGGCAUAAAAUGUGCGGACACCUCGUUGUAGCGAACGCACACUCGGCCCAGAACACGCGGGUUCCCUCCAAUUUCUAUCGCAACUAAAUAGAGCCUUACAUACAUAUAUUUUGGUACUGCAGAAUUUUGGUUUUGGUUUAAAUGCACAACCAAGCAUCUGCCCUCUGCGAGUCGCGAAGACUCUUUCUAUGCAGAGGGUGCUGCGUGGAAUGGUUGGCUCAAGUUUAGAGAACUAUCAUUGGCCUCUCAUGCAGCGGUUAUAGAUAUGUAGCACUGCUUGCACGAGUUCCGUCCUUUGAAUUGCCCGCAGCAUAAAUGACAUCGCUCGUAUUGUAAAAUAGCGAACUUGCACACCGGCGGAGCGCGCACAGUGUGUUUCAUAACACGUGUGUGCGAGUGUUUUUAGGGUUUUGUGAAUGAGGUUUUAGCUGUGCCUUGACCACACAAGUUCCAUGACACCCAGACAGGUUGUGCGUUUUGUCUUUACGGCCAAAUAAAAAAACAACGGCCGCCAUUCAACACGACGUUGGAGGGCGACUGCCCCCCCCCCCCACAACUGGCCUGGAGAUUCCUUCACGAGUCGCCUCCAGUCACGCAUGGCACGUGCAAUUUCCCACUCGCCGCGCACACUUCAACGUAACACAUUUUAAAACCACGGUUGCGUUUUUUUCUAACGUUUACAUUUGUAAAAAAUAAAGUCCCUUGCUUUGAAAAACUCUUUGUAUAUUGUAAAAGCUGUCUGUUUCAAUUAAUAAACUGUUACGUGAAA